Molecule: messenger RNA, 1683 nt
Organism: Rubroshorea leprosula
Lineage: Eukaryota; Viridiplantae; Streptophyta; Magnoliopsida; Malvales; Dipterocarpaceae
Source: the annotation of a GenBank genome assembly
AGCACCAUGCAUUCGGAAGGGAAAAAAAUGGAGAUGAUUCCUACCAAUCUCUUGUUCUGUAUUUCCUGGCUUUUCUUUGUUCUUUUUUGCAGGUUGCUCUUGGUGGAGGCUGCGGUGGCUCAAAAUACUAUGGCCUCCGCCACGAUUCCGGUGAAUGUGGGAGUGGUUCUUGAUCUGGAUACGUGGGUUGGGAAGUUAGGGUUGAGUUGCAUCAACAUGGCCAUCUCUGAUUUUUAUUUCAACCAUAGUAACUACAGAACCAGGCUAGUUUUAAAUGUAAAAGACUCUGAGGGAGAUAUUGUUGGGGCUGCCGCUGCUGCUCUGGACUUGAUUAAGAAUGUCCAAGUGCAAGCAGUCAUAGGACCCAGCAAUUCAAUGCAAGCAAACUUCAUGAUAGCCCUCGGAAACAAAUCUCAAGUGCCCAUCAUCUCUUUCUCCGCGACGCGUCCUUUCCUAAUUUCCUCAAUGAGAAGUCCGUACUUUUUUCGAGCAACCCACAACGAUUCAUCCCAAGUCAAAGCCAUUAGUGCCAUUGUCCAAACCUUUCGAUGGAGAGAAGCCGUGCCCAUAUAUGUAGACAAUGAGUUUGGAGAAGGGAUUAUACCUUACUUAUCCGACGCUUUAGAAGAGGUUAAUGCUCGGAUUCCUUACCGAAGCGUUAUCUCUCCUGGGGCCACUGACGUGGAAAUUGAAAAAGAGCUAUUUAAGUUAAUGUCAAUGCAAAGUAGAGUGUUCAUCGUUCAUAUGACCCCAGAUCUUGGGUCUCGGGUUUUUGACAAAGCAACAGAGAUUGGAAUGAUGAGUGAAGGAUAUGUUUGGAUAAUAACUGAUGGGAUGACUAAUCUUUGGAGUUUGAUUCAUCAUUCUGAUCAUAUGGAUUCCAUGCAGGGUGUGUUGGGUGUAAGGAAUUAUGUUCCGAAAUCAAAAGAGUUGGAGAAUUUUAAGGUUUUUCCAAGAGGUUCUCCUCUUGUAGCAGAUGUUUCAAGAGCAAUCCUUAAUGUCACUGAAAGCUUUAGAAUAGGGGAUAUUAAAAAUGCAUGGAAGAAACAAACCAAUUGUCCUGAUUCAAGCACCUUGGAUUCUUCAAAUAGUCUGAGUCUUGGAAGCUUUUGGGGCCUUUUCCUCGUUGCCGGGGUGACCGGUGUGUUAGCUCUUGUCUACUCUGCAGCGGAGUUUUUAUAUGAGCAGAGGGACGUGUUGCGCGAGUGUGACCCUGGAAUUUCAAUAUGGAAUAGAAUUCUUCAAGUAUUGCGAAACUUCGACCAGAGAGACCUGACCUCACAUGCCUUCAGGCAGCGUGGAUUAAGAGAGGAAGAUAGCAAUAUUGAAAUCAUUCCAAUUAGAGGUGCUGUUGAAUCCCCGGUUAAGAUCCCUGUUAAAGCCUCGAUUGAGAUCCCUGUUGAAGCCCCUGUUGAGAUCCCUGUUGAAAACCCUGAUGAUAUAAGUGGCGCAGCAACAUCCGUGGAAAUAGAAAUUCAUCAUGCUAGCACAAACAGCUCAUGAAAAAGCUUAGCUCAACACCAGUAACAAUAUUAGUGUGGUUUCUAAAUCUUUUAUAUGGGCUUUCAUCCAAGUUAGAUUUUUGUAUUGGGCUGUGUUUGUAUAUUAUGCAUAGUAUAUAAUUGUAGUAGCUGUAAUCUUUAGUAUGUACGCAUGUACUCCACAUAAAAUUAAAACAUCUGC